GAGUACCGGGAAAGGGUGAAAAUGCUGAGCAGCAAGGUGAUAAAAGGGAGAGAGAAAUUGGAGCAUCACCCCUCCCUCCUGCAUUUGCCAUCUGAUGUGGAGACGGUGUUGCUAGGGGCAACCAUCCGAGCAAGAGAAAGGGAGAGAGAGGGAAAUCUAGAGACCAGCUGGUAAGAGGGAUGGCAGCAGAGAGGCACGGAGGACACGGAAUGAACCAAACAGCAUCAGCAAAGGGUAGAGAGACCUGAUACUUCUGCAUGUCUUGCCUCACUCCGCCUCGCUUGACUGAUGAUGACGACGAAGCAAAACAAUCAAGCAGAGGACACAACAGCCUGCCAGCAUCAGCAGCAAAGAAGCAGGCUGCCCAGUCAUCAGCUGACGUGCUCAUGAGUUCAGCAGCCAAUGAGCUGCCAGGAGGCUCCUCCCGAGCACAACCACUCAGAUGCAGAGACGGCACAAGCCUGGCUCAGUUGUCUUAUUAAUGAAUGGAGCAGUUCCCAGGCUGGAUCACUGCACAUCUCCGCACUCUCCGCUCGGCUGCUCUCUCCUCUGACACAGGAAGACCGCGAAAAACAUCAACAUUGACAACAAGGACAGCAGCAGUACAGGAAGAGUUAAACAGUGGCCAUGAAUGGACGGCAAAGAAACACAGACAACCAUGAUGAGGACACAACCGAGGACAUGGCAGCACCUAUUAAGAACAAGGACCCACAUCCUGAUCUCCACCCACCGGAUUCACCCUCUCCAUCGUCAUCUUCUCCCCCUCUUCCUCCAUUAGCCAUGCCACCUUCUACAUCUGCCUCCGCUCUCCUGGCACUGGCCUCUCCAGCCACCAGGCGCUCCAUUUCAAUGGGAGACUUCCGUAGGGUGACAGGGGCUCUGCUAACUGGCUCUGAACCGCCAUCCACCUCUGCCACGGCCCCCUCCUCCAAGCUCGUCACCCCCAGCUCCAGCAUGGAGUUCGAGGCAGCUCGACGGCGCCUCCUGGAGGUGGAGGAGCGUCAACGUGUCAUCAGAGAGAUGGAGCGCCGGCUGGAGGAGCUCAGGGAGGUGUUUGUGCGCUCAGAGCAGGAGGUGGUGGUUCACGGGGAGCUGGUUUCGCGAAUAUCUAGUGCUGCCCAGCAGGGGGAGCUGUACGUGGCAGAGAACAGCCAACGGCUGAAGAAAGGCCUGAGGUUCAAGAAACAUCGACCUACCAUCGUCUUCUCCUCCAUGCUGGGACUCCGAACGUGCCUCCCCUGGCCUGUGAAGCUCAAAUAGGACAAUAGAGGCUUGCAUCUCCACCAUUGCUUUAGAAAUGUGCUUUACAUAAAUGGGAGGAUAGAUUUCCAUUCUUUAGCUAUCACUAAUUGACACGGCUGCUCUCCAGUUUCCACCUCUCUGCUCUUGUAUCCUGAGGCUGGUCCUCCAGGUCUUUAGAGUGCCUACAAUAAUCACAAAUGCUAGUAAGAAGCUUCCGGUUUAGUGCAUUUCCAGAAAUUCUCUGGCUAGCAAACCAAUCAAGCCAGUACCAAUGCAGUGUGCACAGGAUGUCAUUGUAUCUUCAUUAUUUUCAAAGAUACUUUGCUGCUUGCAGUUUGGUGCAGUAUGAACUUGAAUAGGAGAGAUUGUUUAUUGAUAUAGACUCCAUGAUGCAUGGAUGAGUCAUUUUUCAGGUGAUGUGGGAGGAGAGGUUGUUAGGUGACAAGAGCUUUGCCGUACAUCUGUAAACUAAACCAAUAAGGAUUAUGUAAUGUAAACCUUUUCAGAGGAAGAAGAGGAAGAGAGGGGUAAGAGGGAAAGAAAUAGAGGAGAAGAGACAGAAGAAAGCACCGAACAAUCUGCCUCUCCAACAUGUCACGACAGAAGGGAAGGGCAGUGAAAGAGAAUCAGAGGUUAAGCUAUGAUAGGGAUUGCUGCACUGUUACAUAAAACCAAGGAUGCAGUAAUGAGGCAGGGAAUGGAAAAGAGUCUGAAAAAGAGAAAACGCACAAAGUGUGGAAUUGUGAUGGCUGAGACAUACACAGAAAAUGUGCCUUGGCUUCUCUGUGACCACUCGUCCACCACCACAACUUCUGUUUUUGGCAGCAUAAAUGAGGAAAUGCAAGAGAGCGGGAGAGGAGUUCAUGCUGGGACGAUUCCACCUGUGGCCUCUUUUUAUCCAGUCACCUAGCAACCACUCAUCUCUCGAUCAUAAAUCUGCUUCCACAAACCUACAGAAUGUAUCCAGCAGAGCACUGUAAUUACAACACUACUAGAGGUCCCCUGAAGGGUUUAGGAACGAAUAUUUCUGCUGCAUUUAUUUAAAAUAAAUUAGAACUGGCUAUAUAGUCAAACAUAUUAUUGAUACAAGCUGUUGUUGAACCUGCUAAUUUAUUUGAUGAUUAGAGGUUGCACUUAAGUUAAGCCAUGCAUGCAUUAGCAAGGAGAGCUAAGGUAGGCCCUCACUGUUUGCUGAUUGUGUCUUAGAAUGACACAAGUAUAGUGUAUUGUGUGCACAAUAACAGCUUCACUGGUAUCAUAAUCAGCUUUUUUGUGGCACAUAGGGAAGUUAGGCAAUACAUCUUCAUUUAGGGUUUGUAUGUCAAAGCCAAAACAAUUUGUUUAGUUAAUUUGAUAUAUCAAUUAGUAUUUGUUUUGUGAUCCUUCGCAUGCACAGCAGUAUCUUUGUCCCAUAUGCAGUGGAUGACCUGGUUUCUACGUAUAGAUGACACUCAUUUUUUGGCCUAAUUCUUCUCUUCCUUUCUCCCAUUUCUCUUCUCUCUGGAUUAGCAAUGACUAAGUAUCUCUUGUAGUCAUCUAUCCCCCAAAUCCCUUGCUUCAGCUGUAUGUGUGUGCGUAGAAAGCACCGCCAACACACCAGGGAUAUCUAUUUUUGGCAUUCGAAGGUUAUGGCAGAGAGGCAGGCAUUCAAUCUCAGCGCAGCAUUCGUUGGAAAAAAGCAUAUAUUGAGAUGUCAGUGCAUGUGAGUAUGCGUCUAAGUGUGCUACUUUCCAAAAGAAGGAAAAUUGUGCUUUGUUUGCUCUCCUAUCAUAAAUGACUUCAACGAAGAACAAAGCAAGGCUGUUUCCAAGAGAAGCAUAUGGUUUGACUGUAUAAUUGCUUAGGUUUCCAUAAAGUCAUCAUGUGUACUUAGAUAUUCCACUUUUAAUUGCUCCCUAAUUUCAAAGAUACACAUGACUGGGACAUGUUCCUGCAUCAUUUGAGAUGCAUUAGAAAUGUCUCUGUCAAGUCAAGGGUGGCAGGAAAAGGCAUUGAUGUACUGCUCUUUAGAGGCAAAGUGAGAAGAAAAACGUGAUGCAUGUGGACUAGAUGUGAAGACUAAAUGCAUGAGUUUAAUAAUGUAGGUUGAUGCAAAUCAAAUAGAAUGAAGACACAGGUUAGCUUUGGUUAUUUUCUAAUUUUGAUUACAAGGGCUUAAAUGAUCAGUUUGUCUGAUUGGGAACACAGUUAAAGGGGCACUCCACCGAUUUUACAGUUUAGUUAUGGAGAGGACCACUCAGCCUGUGAAAACAGGUAUAUAAUGUCCUCUGUGGAGUCCUCAGGAAGGAAUGUCUGAAAAAAGAAGGUCUAAUGAAAGAUAAUAUCCAGUAGUAUUAUGGGAAAGCGUUUCUGGAGCUUGACCUAUACAGUGACUAAAAUUCUGGAUAUCUGCUGCUUCAGUUUUGACGAUUCUUUUUUUAAUCUGUCCCUUGUGAGUCCUCCAACUUCAUGCAAGUGCAGUACUAAAUCGCUGGAGUGCCCCUUUAAACAAAGAAAAUGUUACAGAUUCAGUGUAGCCAUGAUGACCUUAUCAUCGAAUGUUGACUAACUAUAUAAGCAUUCCACAUGAAGUACUGCGUGCUUUUUAGUGCACAUCAAUACCAAACAAUGUUCAGCUAAGCCAGUUGUUAGUAGGAUGCUUGUGCAGAAUAAAAGGGUCUAGUAGGCCUUAAACAUGUAUUCAUGGUCCUAUGUUUAUAGCUAGAGUUAUAACUGAAUAUACAGCUGGCCUAUAUAUUGCUUUUGAUAUGACUUAUGCAGUAUUUGUGCAUUGGCAUUGAGAAUAACCAUACUGAUGAAGGCGAUGGUAAACAGGCGAACUCAUGACCAUCAUAGACCUCAUCCAGAAACAUCAAUAUCUGGGCAGAAGAAGAAAAAGCAACUCAUGCACUGUUGUGGGACUGCACCUUUUGCGUUUUUCUUUGAAUGAAAAAGAUAACUACGUUUCCCAAAGAUCUCUGGGCCCACUUGCAGAAUGAAUGUAAUAUUAAUUGUUACUGAAGUGUUUUUUUCCCCUCAACAAUGAAUACACAGUAUAAUCAUAUCUAUCUUGUUUGAACCUGUGCUUGGCAAUAACUUUUGAUACAAGAGAUUUAAACACAAACAAAUGUUUGGAGAACUGGAAACUAUGACUAACUACAAUUACAGCUCUCACAGCCCUUUACUGACACAAAUGCUGGCCAAGCACAGGUCCAAAAACCUUUUCUGAUGUUUAUUUAUCCUUUGAAUGUUUUAAUAUUUUGUGUUUGUUUAUGUGAUGUGGUGUACAGUAUGUAUUUAUGUUGAAUAAGCACUUUUUGUUUUCCUUAAAUCAGGUGUUUGUUACCAUUAUUUUUCAGGAUUGAGAGCUGUAUAUUCUACUUUAGUGUGAAUGUAAAGUAAAAGUUUACUUGGAAAAUGUUAUAUGCUUAAUAGUAACAGCAGGUUUGGACUCAGUUUGCUUUCAGUUCCAAAUGUUAAAUAAACCAGCUUAACCAGCAUAAUUACAGAGCCUUAAUUCUAAUAAUUUCUGACAGAUUUAUGGUUAUGAGACCAUGUUCACAGGAAAGAUUCCACUUUCCAAAUUUAAUUGAAAACCUGCUGGAUUGGAAGUUAGUUGUCCCCAAACCUUGCUGAUGUACUAGCACUGCUUCUGAAAAGGCUUUUGCUUUGUGCUACAAAGUGAAAGAAUGAAUGUUGUGCUGUGUUUAAUGCUUAAAUUUGCUACCACUUAUUUAAUUUUCUUCACACUAUCUAUUUACUUGAGCACAGAGCUACAAUGUACAAGACUAGUAAAUAUUAAAAGAUAUAUUUCAUUUUAAGCAUUAUCAGGUUUUGUAAAAUAUGCUGAAUUAUUAGAAUAAAUGGACUAAAUGAAUUUUUUCAUGUCUCAGACUGGAGAGAAAAUCCUAAAUAGGCUACAGUCUCUCUUUGGGAUUCGGCUGGAAACUGCUAACAUAAAGUGUUUCAGGUGGUAUCUCUAAAUAUUACAUCCUUUGCAGUUGCAUGGGAGGUCUAGGAAGUAAAUGGGGUCACAUUGCUGCACCAUACAGCAGCACAGCAGUGUAGUGCCAGAUCAGCAGAAAACUGCUCUUUGACGUAACAAGAUGCUGCAGGCCAGAAAGAAACAAACUGUGAAAAAGCUACAUUAAGUAUAUACAGUCAUAUAGUGUCAUUCAGUCAUUCGUUUGUCCAUCAGAGCCCUUUCUCAGCUGAUUAUUUGGUUUAAUGGAGGUUAGAUAACCCUGUGUUCAGAUGGAAAGGGCAGAAUUACUGGAAAUAUAUCCCACUUCCAAGUGCUCAUUAUUGCAAGCCAGGAUUUGUGAAGUUACAUUAAGCUGAUGUUUUUGCUGUUGCUCACUUAAUGAAAGGCAUUACCCAUGUAGAUGGCUUUUAGACACGCAGAUCUGAAUAUCUAGGGUAUUAGAAAGUUAGAACAUCCUCUAUUUUAUUUUCAGAGAUUACAGACCCUGAUGCAUACAAACUACUACAAAAUACUUAUACAAAACGUGCUAAUAAUAUGGACCCAAGCCACAUUUCUCUUCCACCCGAGAACCAUAUAAACCCAGAGAUUAGUGCAGGCUUUACUCUGCAUUUCAUGGAUUACUAUUAUAUUUCACAACAUGUACAUUACAUUAAAUUAUAUUUGUGUGUACCGUGUAAAACAUAAAAUGGAUGCGCGCAUUAGCGAAUGAAUACAUUUAGGCUACUAUACAGUAUGUUUUAGAAGUAACACUUUACUGAAAGUGCUUUUUGUAUGCAUUAGUACACUUCGUCAGGCCUAAUGGUGGGAAAUGGGUGUGUAUGGGCUACCCAGUUGGCAGAGCAGAAUAGGCCGUGGUAUUGUUAUCAUGGCUGUUAGCGUGGUGGCCUGUUAUGUAAGUGACAGGUUGGAAUUUCAUCAUCCUGGCUCUGGGAUGGAGGAUCAGGGCUAAGUAAUGUCCGGAUGGAGACAAAAUGAGGCUGGAAGGAUGGAGAGCUGCAGGGAAAACUGCCAAGAGAGACGGAUGGAGAGAUUUAGCUUUAGGGAGGCCUAAAGGGUAGAAGGAGGAAAAAAGCUAUGGAGCUGCCAGAAAUGGCAGGAGGAAGUGAAAAUGCAACUGUCAAAAUGUAUAUACAUGGGUUCCAUUUGUUAAAUUUUAUUCAAUUUCAAUUCAGAAAUGUUUUAUCCUUUAUUUACCCAUGGUUACCCACUGAGAUGCCUUGCUCACACUCACGCAUUUUUGUAACUGAACUACAGAUACUAUCACAUUGAAAGUUUCUUUUACUGUAGACCAGAACUUAAAGAGAUAAUAGUGUUUCUUGUGAGCAUAAGGAAAGAUAACACUGGGAAGAUAUUUUAAUUGGCCAUAGCUCUCAAAUAAAAUUUGUUUCAAAAAUGUAAUAAUCUUUUGAUGAUUUGUAUGUAAUUAAAGCUAAAUAAUGGUCCCA
This is a messenger RNA of Siniperca chuatsi (mandarin fish), 6651 nucleotides long. RefSeq names its product syntaxin-4-like. Gene Ontology annotation, molecular function: DNA binding. The record is from RefSeq and is a predicted model, not a curated record. The transcript has a single exon. NCBI's taxonomy places the organism in Eukaryota, Metazoa, Chordata, Actinopteri, Centrarchiformes, Sinipercidae. Gene Ontology annotation, biological process: regulation of cell population proliferation. Gene Ontology annotation, cellular component: nucleus. The coding region runs from base 628 to 1260 and encodes 210 amino acids.